Messenger RNA from Aspergillus niger, 450 nucleotides. RefSeq lists its product as uncharacterized. NCBI's taxonomy places the organism in Eukaryota, Fungi, Ascomycota, Eurotiomycetes, Eurotiales, Aspergillaceae. The transcript has 2 exons. The record is from RefSeq and is a predicted model, not a curated record. Bases 1 to 450 code for a protein of 149 amino acids.
AUGACCAGCCCCAUACCGUCUCGAGACCAGGAUCCUUGGCUUGUCCAGCUGACCGAACAAAUGUAUUCCUACUGGGCCGACUGCCAGAAUCUCCGCAAUUAUACCCAACUACUCCAAGCGCAGCUUGAUUGCAGCCACAGGGAAUUGGCGAGAUGCCACCAAAACUAUAUUAUGGAAUAUCACAAGCGUGCCCAGGCUGUGUCCGACUUAAUGCAGCUACAGGACCAAUUUCGACGUCUCAGUGAAUGGCUCUCUGAUGGGGCAGAUAACUUACCAGUCCCGGUUCAUCGUCUUUUAGAAUUGGAGACCAGGAGUCGGUCGCUCAAGCAGGCGGAGAUAAGGAUCAGCCAGCGGAUUUCCAAUCAGAGAGCAUGGGCAUUCCCAGUGGUUUUUGAACAGAAGUUCCAGGCCCAUCGAUUCUUCCUGAACUCUAUCGGAGACCCACAGUAA